Molecule: messenger RNA, 798 nt
Organism: Culicoides brevitarsis
Lineage: Eukaryota; Metazoa; Arthropoda; Insecta; Diptera; Ceratopogonidae
Exons: 1
Coding region: 1-798 (265 amino acids)
Biological process (GO): protein folding
Cellular component (GO): cytosol; nucleus
Molecular function (GO): Hsp90 protein binding; Hsp70 protein binding
Source: RefSeq, a predicted model, not a curated record
AUGUUGGAUGAUGCAAUUUUUCAACAAAAUAUUCAAGUAGUCGAAAACAAGUUAAAGGAAGCUGAAAAUCUGACACGAAUUCAACAAUAUGAUCAAUCAAAUUCUAAAUUGAACGAUUUGUAUUUAUCCAAAGAAUUUGAUUUCUUAGCGAAAAAUGGAAACAGUUUGCAUGCAAAAGUUUACAUGAUGCGAGCCCAUAAUAAUUUUAUGAUGAAAUAUUACAGUCGUGUUCUGGAAGAUUGCAAAAUAGCUGAAAAAGAUCCGGAAAAUCAUACAAAAAUUUUAGAAUUUCAAGCAAUAUGUUUCAUGGAACUUGAAAAACUUGAUAAAGCGGAAGAGCAACUUGCAUCGCUUGAAUCAAUUACACACAAUAAGGGACGCUUAAAUGACUUAAAACGCAGAUUGACAGGCAAAAAAUACCAGAAUAUCAAAAAGAAAUAUGAAGAGGCUUUCAAUGAUAAGCAAUACAAGUCAGCAUUGAAAGUGUUGGAAAAUAUAGAGUUCGAUAAUUUAGAGAAAGUUUUUAAAACCGACUUCUUUUGCAAUAAAGCUGCGGCAUUUUUGCAAAUCAAUCAAUUUUCAGAUGGGUUGGAAUGUUGCCAAAAAGCAUUAAAUGUUGAUAAGAAACAUAAACGAGCUUUGGAACUUCGGGCAGAAUGUUAUUUUCACAUGGGCGAUAACAAGAAAGCUCUUGAAGAUUGUGAUGCAGUUUUGAAACUUCCAGGUAAUUAUUAUAACAGUCGUAUUCGUGAAAUUAAACGAGAAGCAGAGAGAGCAAUGGGAAAAAAGGUAAAAUAA